AUGAUGAAUAUUGAUGGCAUACUGUUUAAAGAUGGUUUCCUUUACAAAGCAGUAUCGAUGAAAUCAAUUAGCUCUCAAAACAUACAUCCCACUUUUGAUGAACUUGAACAACCCAGAGAGAAUGGUGCCGUUUUGUCAACGUUACAUUCAAACAGAAAGAAGGGACACUUUAUGAAGGGAUGGGUUGAGAAAGUUGAGGAAGAGAUUGUUCAUAUCAUGCCCGAAAUGAAAGAAGUGGCAAAAACUCUUGCCAUAAACGAAAAAGAGCUUUACAAAUACUUCGAACCUGGGAAUCAUGUGAAAGUUCUAUCUGGUACUCAGGAAGGUGCAACUGGUAUGGUUGUUAAGGUUGAGCAGCACGUGCUCAUCAUUUUAUCUGACGUAACCAAGGAACAUAUCCGUGUGUUUGCUGAUGAUGUUGUGGAGAGCUCUGAGGUGACGUAUAGUAUUACCAGAAUUAGGGCAUAUGAAGAUCCGAGGUUUUCUAGUUUCUAG
Molecule: messenger RNA, 495 nt
Organism: Prunus armeniaca (apricot)
Lineage: Eukaryota; Viridiplantae; Streptophyta; Magnoliopsida; Rosales; Rosaceae
Source: the annotation of a GenBank genome assembly